Molecule: messenger RNA, 9964 nt
Organism: Hylaeus anthracinus
Lineage: Eukaryota; Metazoa; Arthropoda; Insecta; Hymenoptera; Colletidae
Exons: 16
Coding region: 1248-8309 (2353 amino acids)
Biological process (GO): positive regulation of DNA-templated transcription
Cellular component (GO): SWI/SNF complex
Source: RefSeq, a predicted model, not a curated record
UAAGUUCCAAAUAAAGUGGCGUUUAAACAUAUUUAUCAUUCAAUUAUGCCGAAUAUCGGUAUCCUAAUUAAAUAAAUAUUUCAUGGAAACAUGUGUUUUAUUUAAAAACUUGAAAAUGCUAUCACGUUAAGAUUACCAGCAGUUUCUGUUUACUGAUUGGUUAUAAGUAAGGCAUCGGCCAAUCAGGACGAAGAUUUUGCUAAAUGGGUGCUGCAAAAAGUUACAGUACCAUAACCGAGGUGUCGCCAAUGGUAAAAGCACUGGGAUUUUAUAGACUUGUGCUAAUGGCAGCCUUGACAAAUACAUGAUGGCCGUUGCCACCGAAUAGUGUAACGCGUACAUGGAACUGUCGUGUGCCAGAAAAGUUUAUUAUUUUAAGUAGAAUUUUUCCUCUCGUGUACUUUAUAUAUGUUGUUUUUGUUUGCAAAGGAACGAAACGUUGUGCGCAGAACUAAAAUCAUGCGAAAAGAAGUGUGAAAAAACGAAAAAUCGCAGGAAGAAAACACGGGUGGCAAAACCGCGUUCGCGGAGGAUAUGAAUUGAGCGUAGGAUUCGAAAAGCCAUAAGUGUAGUGUACGUGACACUUUUGAAUAAGACUAAAAUGUGAACCAGUUUUGAGCUGUACUUAUAGAUUAAAUGCAAAAUAUUAUGAUACUAGUGCUUUAAACGUUAACAAUUUGGUAAAUAAUGUUUACCAAAUAUUACUUGGAGUUGGGAUAAUACGAAAUACGUAUUGUUUAUGAAGUGAAAGCUAGGAUUGUUUUACAUGCACAAUUUCUAAUGUAAUGUCAUGGAAGAAUGUAGUACAUUUGUGUUUAUACAUGGAUGCAAUCUUGCAACAAAUGUAUUUUAAAGAUAAAUCGGAAUAUUUUCAAAAUGCUAUUGUGCAACUAUUCUUUAAUGGAUAAUGUAGUUCGAAAGAGAACUACUUGUUGUGUGCAACAAAUUAAUAUCCAAACAUGGUUAGCACUAAAGCAUGAUAUUAAAAACAAAUGCAAACAAUUGAUAUAAACGUAAAUAUUUUGGAGAGAUAAGAAAGUGCUGCCUAAAUAACUGGUAAAACACGAAGUUACAUGCAUGACAGGAAUAGGAGACGUAGGUCGCAGACGCGUUGAGUGGCGCCGUAGCGCAAAUGCAACUUUUUCUUGUCACUGAGCUAGAAUAAUCAGUGGAGCAUACAGUAGCAAGCAUAGAUAAGCUGAAAAGGUGGCUAGACGCUGCCCAGAGUAAAGAGGGGCUGCGUGGGCAUGCAGCAGCCUCAGUCACGCCCUCUUCUCGGGGACUCAGUAUCCUCUACAACUUCCCCGACUGCUCGGCGUAACAAUCCUGUUGCUGUUUUGACACAUCAACAAUUACAACAAUUACAACAACUGCAGGCUCAAAAUUCGAGUGGUCAAUCUCUGACAUUUGCUUUGCAACAAACAUCAAAUAAUCCGCAAGACCAAGGAAAUGGGUCGACGACUGGAAAUCACAUAGUAUAUGUAAACCAGUUAAACCAUUUAAAUCAGGGUACCAUAAAUCCCUCGGGGACUGGUAUGGGCCUACCCCCGGCCACCCCCACUUUUGGGGUGGGCCUUAAUAUGGGAUUGCCACUAUCACUUUUAAAUACCAGCCUUACAUCCCUCACAUCUAAUGUUAUCACUACGUCAAAUCCUCUGCUCAAUUUGGGCCUGCCAAGUAUAAAUACAGGACUAACUACAAUAAAUCCUAGCCUCAAUCACUUGAAUGCUAUAAACUCCAAUUUAACCUCGAAUAUUGGUUCAAACAGUAUUAAUAACGGUUUAUCUGGUUUGGGACAGGAUCUAAAUAAUAUAAAUACUGGAAUUAAUAGACUCAAUACGUUAAAUUCAACGAAUAUAAAUUCUGGAUUGUCCGGUGUUAAUACUGGAAUUACGAAUGUAAAUCCAAAUUUAACAAGUUUAAACUCAAAUGUAAACCAGAAUCUAACCAGUUUAAGCACAAACUUUACUUCCCCAAGUUCUGGUGUGUCUGGUUUAACUGCUAUCAAUCCAAAUAUAAAUGCAAAUUUGAACAGUACCAGUAUAAAUUCUGGUGUAAAUCAGGGUCUCAAUCGACCUGUUAAUGCUUUAACAACUGGAUUGACUCAAACUAGUCUGAAUUCCAACAGUACGCAAUUUCCAUUCCAAGCCAUACAAAGUAUACAAAGUAUUGCACCACACAUUGUUGGAUCAAAUAUUGCACAUGUACCAAGUUCUGCCAUAUCGCAGCACCCAAAUUCAAACGUUUCUACUAUAUCACAAAUAUCGAAUACUGGUACUUUGACGAGUUCCAGUAUAUUCACGAGCACUUCCAGUGAACCAAUUCAUUCAACCACAGCAAAUGUGAACCACGCUUCAAACGUGAACCUCACUACAAAUAUUCCACAUCUUGGUACAAUGCACUCGAGUUUAUCUAAUGUACAAACAUCGAAUGUGCAGCAUAUAUCUGCAUCAAACGAGCCGAACAUGUCACUGAGUCAUAAUUCUUCUUUAAGUUCCUCUCAAUCAACUGGAUUUCAACCUCAGCGACAGUAUUCACAGGGAAUUAACCCUGGGUUAAGUUCAUCGGUAACAUUAACGGGCUCGUCUCAGCCAUCAAAUGUGGUCAGUACGAUAAAUACUGUAAAAUCUAUGCAAAACAUUCAGAGUCAAAAUAUUAGCUCUCCGAGCAGUCCAUUUUCAAUACCACUGAAGAGUCCAGCAUCUAAUAUUGCACCACCCACGCCAAGCCCAAGUCCUAACAGGCUAUUACUUAGAAGUCCAGCAUCAAAUUCAAUACAGUCGAACAGAAAUAGUCCAAGUCCUGUUGGGACAUCAACUUCAAACAAUAAUUUUAAUAUACAAAUGCAAAGUCCAAUGCAGAGUCCAAUGAGUGUUAGUCAAAUACAAAGUCCUGUACUUAGUCCAUAUCCUCCUGCAAAAAGUCCUCAUCUAUUAAGUGGAAAUAACUCUCUAAACAACAGAAGUCCAGCACCUGGUGGAAGUCCUGGUCCACCUGUGGUUAGACCUAAUACACCAAUACUUCAACAAGGUAUGCAAGUAUUGCAAAUAAUUCAUGGUACACCACAGGGGUAUCAAUCGACGCCAACACAGUUGGUAACUAGAACGCAUCUCUUUGGAAAUCAACAAAUUCAAAUAGCAACAAGUAAACCUGCAAAGCAACCACCGCAAAUUCUACCAAAACCUCCUAAUCAACAAGCCACUGGCUCGCAACAAAAACAACAGCGUGCUACUACCACGAUUACAAAUCAAGUGUCUCAACAAACUCAACCACAGUUAGUUCUUGCUGGACCUCAACCAAAUCCAACAACAGCUACAAUGAUACCAACAGCCCAAGGUCUCCUUCUAAACCAGGUUUUACCGUCAACUGGACCCGUUAUUGUACAGCAGCAACCAGGUGGGGUUCAACUUAUACUAAGAACGCCAGCGAGCGCCCAGCAACAAACACAUACUGCACAGCUAACACAACAACAAUUAGUUAGAGUUGUCACGGCACAAGGUAUGCAGUUACAGGGUAUCACUCCUACGUUUUUUGCUGUGCCUAAUGGUUUUCCUUCAGCUGCCUCUCCAGUGAUUAGACAUACUCCAUCUAGUCCUGCACCUUCUGGAAAUUCAGGGUCUGGCAAUUCUAUAGUGAUUCAAAAUGCAAUGGUACAAAGUCCUCAACCACAGAUUUCACAAGUAGGUUCAGGUACUAAUGCUGGCACUACUCCGUGUACCCAAGCUGUCGUAGAACAGACUUUAUUGCCUCCACCUAAGAAGAAAGCGAAGAAAAAAAAGAAGGCGAAACGGAAAGACGACGAACCACCGAAAUUAGAUCUUGCUAGUAUAAUGAAGAUAUCAGGAAUCGGAGACGAUGAUGAUAUUUUUGAUACUGAUCUUACAACUGAAUCGGACGUUCCUUGUCAAGUUCAAGUUGAAUCAAGUUCAGGACAAAAUCUCGGACAAUUUUCGUCCCAAGUAACUAUACCUACCAGUUCUGCUCAGAAUCUGAUACAAGUACCUGCACCGAAUACAACGAAUACACAAACUUCUGUGUCUCAAACAUUGAAUAGUCAACUUGUUGCCCAACUUCAAAUGCCCGUGCAGAACACGAUACAGGGGCAAUUGCGAUUCGCUCUUGGGGAGGAUGGAAGAGUUGUCCUACACCGUACUCCUGAUCCAAAUCAACCUGAAAUAGACCAGGCUACCGCUCAAGCAUUGAUACGAUCGUUGACGCAAGGCGGUGGACAAAAUUCACCGAUUAUCUCUCAUCUUCUUGGGCAGGCGCAAACUACAACACAAUCUACGCAAAGUACUGUAUUACACAGGCAGAAAUUUGUUAAAUCGCCUUUAUCAUCAUCCAGUGUUUCAACAGUUACUACUACUGCAAGUCCUGCAGGCCCUCAAAGUGUUACUUGUGCUACUAGUCCGCAACAUGUGCAAGUAUGCUCAAAAUCAAGUAAUCAGCAGAAAAGUGUAAAUGUUCCUCAAGAAUCCAAUCCUGUGUUAAACGUUUGUGUCCAAAGUAAUCUUGGAUCGUUACAAACAUUAGACAUGCAAGCAUCGAAAAAUAUUAAUGUACAAAAUCUCAUACCAGCAUCAAAAACUAUCCAAUCACCUAAUUCUAAUCUUGCGCAACCAAACAGUAACGUUCUAACGACAUCCGAUGUUUUAGCAACAAAACCUUCGUGUACCACGUUUAGUGUGCAAAGUUCUCGAUUGUCUAAUGCAAACCAAGCAACUAGUAAUCAACAAAAUUCUAAUGUUUCUACACAAAAAUCUAGUCAAGUACGACUUACGAAUGCUUGUGUAACUACUAAUGUGCGACAAAAUCUAAGUAAAAUAUCACAAAGUGGUGCUCACGUACAAAAACCGUUGCCAAAUAGUUUAGCUGUACAAAACGAACACAACUUGACGAAAAAUAAUCAGAAUCUUCAGCAGGGAAAUCAGCAGGAUUCUGUAACAUUGCAACAAGAAACACCAAUGUAUCAGCAUAAUCAACAUCAACAAAUAACCGCGCAGACUGUGCAAACGCAAAACGUCCAACAUGUAUUCGAGCAAAAUCUUCAAGCUUCUGGGCCAAAUGUUCAACAUAAUUCUGUAAACAUGAUGCAGCAACAAAGUUCUUGCAAUACUAUGCAACACGAUGCUAUGAAUGUGUUACAACAUUCUAGUAUACAACAGAAUAUUAAUGUUUUACAACAAAAUGCAGCUGGUAAUGUACAAAACAUCGAGCAAAAUUUGCAGUCUGGUAUUGGCGAUAUAUCUCACGCUCAACAGAAUGUUAUUACAAGUUUGCAACAACAAAAUACGUCUGGUAUUUUGCAUAAUACAAGUGUACAACAAAAUGUAAACGUACAACAACAGAAAGUUGUUGCAGCAAAUACGUUUUCUUCUGUUAACGCGCACCAUUUCGAGACUCAAAAUACGGCUAAUGCUAUACAGCAAGGAAUAAAUACACAGCAAAAUAGUCAACAUCAAAAUAUCGUCAUCGCGAAUGCUCCACCUUCUAACACUAUGCAGCAAAAUGAAUCUCAAAAAGUAGAAUCCCAAAAUACAACAAUGCUUAAUUCGGCAGCAAAUAACAUGUUAAACAAUGCGCCAAAAAUUACACCAGAAAUUUUGAAUGCAUUGAGUAAUUUGAAUCCAAACGACCAACUGUUAAUAGCGAAUGCAAACGGACAAAUGCAAGUUAUAAGUCAACAGCUAUUGCAACAGUUUUUAGCAGGACAAUUAAAUACAACUAAUCAGGCGCAGAAUCAAAACCAAACUCAAAAAAUAGUGAUUGGCGAGCCGGAUGCGAACAAUCAGAAUUUACAGGGUGUACAAAUUAAUACCCCGACGAGUCAAAUAAUUGUAAAUAGUUCUGGUGGUGCUCCUACGAUUCAAAAUAAUAUACAAAAUAUUGUAGUGCAAGCUGCGCCUUCUCAAAUGCCGCAACACAUCCAGAUUCAAAAUUCCGGUUUCCCUAGUCAAUUUAUUGACAAUCUAAAUCAACAGCAAAUUAGAAAUUUAGGUACCAAUCAACCAAAGAAGGCAAAAAUUGUUAAAAGGACGAAAACUAUAGUCACUACGCAAAGUAGUGGAAAUGCCCAGGUAACGAAAACUGUAACGGUUUCCCGCCCGACUAUGAUAUCAACGAAUACAACCAGCCUUCAAAAGGUUGAUAAUUCUAGUAAAGCAAAUGCUGUGGUAUCUCAGAGUACAAAUCCAAUUAAGAGUGAAUCGACUCAAAUUGUCACAAACGGUCCUGUACUUCCAUCUUCUCCUGGAAGUCAUUUGUCAGUUCCUUCAAAUGGUCAGAUGGUUCAAAGAGUACAGACCAUUCAACUUCCUGCUCAAAAACAGCAAUUACUAAAAAAUAUUCAGUCUCAAAUACAAGCUAUACUAACUCGUAAAUCGGGUUCGCAACCGGAUCAAACUGUUUUGACAAAAUUAUAUCAAGAACAAACGAAAAUUUUAGCAAGUGGAAAGAUCGUCAGUACACAUUCCGUUAGUAGUGGCUCAGAAACAAAUUUCAAUGUAAAUGCAGUUACAUCAAUAGCAUCGAACUUAAUUUCUCAAAAUUCUUACAAAAAUCAAACAUCAGCUGUACAAACUCAAACGCAAGCAUCUACUGCUGUAGUAACUUCACAAAAUGUGAAUCCAAGUACGCCAACAACGGUGCAAAGUUCCGCACCUAGCAGUUAUAUAAAUAGUCUUACAGCAUCGCAAAAUGUGCAAGGACAGCAAUGCGUACAAAAUAAUCAGAAUGUGCAUCAAGCGCACACAAAGCAGCACAAGAUUUAUCAAAAUCAUGGAAAUCAGAUAUUGAGUCCGUCCUCUGCCAAUAUGCAAAUUUUCUCACCGCCGAAUACCUCUGUAGCCACCUUGCAGGGCAACGCACAACAAUUAACUUCAGUCCAAACACAGCAAACAGGAAUGCAGCAAUCGACGCAAUGUCAAACAGACCCACUAGAUAUCAAACCAAACAUACAAUUGUCAAGUCCUGUGAAACAAGAACUUUCUUCGCCUAUUCAAGUACAAGUUCAAACUGGCUCUCCUGCAGGACAGGUAGCCUCACCUAGAAUGAUCGGCAAAGGGUCACAAAGGAUUCAGAGUCCUGUAAAUACCAGUGGCAAUUCGAACAAACAGAUUGUCAGUCCUGGCAGUAAUUCGAGUCCUUUAGUAAGUCCAAGACAAGGUGUCAAGAGACCUGCAUCUAGCCCAAUUUGCAGACAAAUUAAUCGUAGUGACUUAUUAGAACAACAGUUAAAAAUUGAUCAAAACGGUGCGAUAAAUCCGGAUGUGAAUACACCAUUUUUGAGCAAACGUGACGCUUGUAAACGUCUUGUAAGGUAUCAUUGUUUAAAUGAACAAGUACUUAAUUCGAAGGAUUUGACAAAAGCUGACGAGAUAUUCGAAGAAACAGCAAAGCAUUUAUUAACGAAAUUCAACUCUAUGAUGAACAAGUACACAUACCUUCUUCUGAUGGAAAGUAUGAGAGAAGUGAGGACAUCAGAAUUGAUGAUGAUCGAUAGGAUGUUUGUUUCUGAAGAACAAAGUAUAUUAAAUAGGUUACGAGAACAAGAGGCUAAGGUUAAUGAAGAGUUUAAAAAAGAAGAGAAGCCAUUGGUGCCAAAGGUUGAACCUGGUCUUUCAGAAGAAGACAAAUUAUCACCACCGUUAACUAAUGUAUCUGUAAAACGUGAAUUAGAAGACGACUUCCCAAGCGACGAAAUGGAAUGUAAACCAGUGAUCAAGUCAGCAAGUUGUACUAGUGGUGAUUAUGACGAGUGGGUAGAAAUUCAAAAGGAACUUGGUGUAUAUCCAUCUACCACAGACUCGUUUAAAUGUAAAAAUAGUAAUAAUAGUGGUAGUAAUAGUGCGUGUGCUGUGGCUGUUACAAGGUCGUCAAAAACUGAAAGAACAAGAGCGAACGGUGAAUGUCGUGCGAAUGUACCAAGUGCGAGUGUUUCUGGAGUUCAAACCAACACAGUUGUAAAAGACAAUUGCGAACAAGAUAAUACUCCACUUUACGAAAGACGUUGGUGUAGCGCUACAGAUCUCGAACGGGAUUUGUUAGAGGAUACCGACAGCCUAGAUGGACUGGCCUUACAUUCUCAAACACAAUGUCCAGGCUCUCUUCACAUAACUAAUGAAAGUGGAAACGGUAAUGAACACGAUGAUAUUACCGCACAGGUACAAUCUGCUAUCGAUAGCAUUCUUAAUCUUAAAAAACGUCCUACAAACACAUUACCUGGCAGUAGUGGUAACAGUGCAUCACAGUCCAGUGAACCGAAGGACUCAGUGCUUGACCAAGCAGUCCGCAGCAUUUUAGGCUCGUGACCCUCCUUUAAUAAAGUAUGUUAAACAAGUGAAGUUAAUGGUGAACAUCAAGCUAGUUGUUCGUUUUGAAAAUUUUAAAAGGACUAUACAUUCUUUUUGGUGAUUUUUGUGGUUAAUGUGAAUAAUAUAAAAAACUAUGUUUGACAUUAAGAAUGCGACAUUGUUUUUGGUAAUGCAUAUCUAAAAUCACACAGAUUGUUGCUAAAUUAUUUGUACAAAUGCAGCCCUGAUUUUUUCAUUUAUAUAUAAAUUAAAACAGACUAACUGGAUUAUGUAAUUUUACAUAUUUUUCCAAAAUUCAACAAAAUUUGUUUUCUGCAAUGGCAAUAACUAUUCAUAAUAUAAAAAGAAACAUGUAUACUUUCCAGUAGUCUAGCUGUAAUAAAGCCAUCGCGUUUACCUAAUUCUAGCAGCUGUACAUGUGGAUAGAUAGACGGAUAGAUCAAUAGAUAGUUAGUUAGAUAAAUAAAUAGAUAACUUGCUCAGAUUUUUCAAUCUGCCACUUUGUAAUGUAAUUUUGUAAAAAGUAAUUAUUUAAAUCAACUUAUUCCACUUUGUCUGUAGUACUUGUAGAGAAAUCUUACGGAUACUUAAAACUGGGUCGGUAAAUUGUACAUACGUUUUUAAUGUGUAUUAUUAAUAUUAUUAUUGCUAUUAUUUGUAUUAUUGUUAUUGAGAUUUACUCUCAGAAUUAUUAUUGUAUUAUUAAUAUUAUUAUUAUAUUAUAAUUAUUACUACUAUUAUUGUCAACGAUACCAUCGUCUCAAACGAUGAGGAUGUAUGGUAUAAAGAGAAAGUAGUGGUUUAAGAGACUGAAAUGGAAGACAAUGAAAAACAUAGAAGGCAAAUGAUAUAUAAGGUGAAAAGGGAACACAAAACCUCUAUAUUAAUUUGAAUUCAUUUCUAUUUAAUGUAUAUGCAGUCUUAAAUGUUAAAAUGCAAAAUCAAACAGGCAAACAUUUUUCAAGUAGAUAUAGUAUUUUACAACUUUUUUGUCGUUACAUAAAAACACAAUAGAUCUGGGUAAAUGUUGAGUACAUGUGUAGAGAGCACAUGCGUGGAAAAAGGGUAAUCCCACAUUGGUAACAUUUUAAGCAAACGAUAGAUAACCGGUGAGUAAGACUUAGAAAGCAGAUCUUUCUAUAUGUGCCUUUUUAUUUUUUACAUAGUUGAUGACUAAUAUAUCUUGUAUGUACACCUGACUCGUAACUUUGAUUCACUCGAUGAUAACAUGUCAAAUAAUAAAUGCAGGUUUUUUAAACGGUAAAAUUACACAUACAGAACUGUGGUCUGAGUUAAUCGUUUUCUAAAUGUCUCGUGAAUUACAAGAAUAAUUGUUCAUCACCAACAGUGCUUUUGCAAGAAAAAUUUAGUUAUGUGGCUGUAUUUUUGCAUCCUUUUCCCACAUAAAUUCAUGAUAGCUCUCUAUACACAGAGGCAAUGAAAUGUUUUUGGCAAAAGCAAUCCAAGACUGACGUAUAUACAGAGAAUCAAGCAAAAAACUAUGUAAUGUAUUACAAUAAGAAAUAAUCAUUUGUACAUAAUAUUCAAUUACACUCUCGACGGCAAUCGUGACUUAAUGAAUUCUUCAAAGAUUUUAAAAUUUGGAUAUGCUAAAGUUCUUUUGAUCCUAAUAAAUUGCCGAUAUUUCACGA